Molecule: messenger RNA, 634 nt
Organism: Prunus mume (Japanese apricot)
Lineage: Eukaryota; Viridiplantae; Streptophyta; Magnoliopsida; Rosales; Rosaceae
Biological process (GO): microtubule-based process
Cellular component (GO): cytoplasmic dynein complex
Molecular function (GO): dynein intermediate chain binding
Source: RefSeq, a predicted model, not a curated record
CACCUCUUUAUCCACAACUUGGUCCAAAAAGCUCAAUUUUCUUCAUCACUCUUUCUAUCAAGAAAAAAUAUUUGGUAAACUAGCUCUGCAUCUUGGUAGCCAUGCUAGAAGGCAAGGCAGUCAUUGUUGAGACAGACAUGCUUCAAACCAUGCAGCAGGAUGCACUUGUCUUAGCAUCGAAAGCCCUUGAUGUCUUUGAUGUCACUGAGGCCACUGAGAUAGGCUGCUUCAUUAAAAAGGAAUUUGAUAAGACAUAUGGACAGGGAUGGCAGUGCAUUGUAGGAACAGAUUUCGGUUCGUUUGUUACACAUUGUCAUGGCUGUUUCAUCUAUUUUUGCUUAGGCAACCUUGCAGUUUUGCUCUUCAGGGGAGCUGCAGGUCCAGAAGCUGAGGCAAAGCAGCCCUGUGCAGCCUUGGAGGCAGUAAAAGCAUGAAGUUCCUUCUUUUAAAUUACUUUAUGCUUUUUUUGUGUGCUGCCCUUAUAGAAUAGGCUAGAUAUUAAGACAGUAAGAAAAAAUUCCAGGGUUUGGAUUUUUAGAUUCACCCAUCCAUCUGUAUAUUUAUCAUGUUUCAAAGGACUGUAUUUUGUAUGGCAUUAUAUUGCAGCCAUUUGGGGAGUUUCUUCUUAGCCAAA